AUGGCUAGUUCGGAUCGACUAGUGAAGACUCCCAGAAUCGUGAUCCAGUACUGCACCAAAUGCAAAUGGACGAAUCGUGCGAUAUGGUACACUCAGGAGUUGUUUCAGACGUUUGCAGAUCCAGCAGUAGACAUUGCCGAGAUUGCCCUACAGCCGAUUGUGGAUAAACCGGGCACAUUUCAGGUAUUGCUUCAAGUGGACGACGAGGUCACCACAGUCUUUCGAAGGAAAUUCAAAAAAUCGCAGAAUCAAAGCUACAACGCCGGUACCGGUGGAGGUGACGGUGACGGUGACGGUGACGGCAGCGACGAGUACGACGGGUUCCCCGAUGCUAAGUUUUUGAAGGCGUUGGUGAAGGAGAAAUUGAACAAGAUGAAGCAAAGGCAAAUGGGGGCGGACCAGCUGCAGGAAGUGAAAGUCGGGGACCAUCUACUGGGCAAGGGCAGUUUGUUGAAUGAGGGAGGGGUCAAGCUUGCUGGUGACGCCGAUGACAACGCAUGUGCCGCAUGCAAGAAAGAAGGUGCUUGA
Molecule: messenger RNA, 528 nt
Organism: Lodderomyces beijingensis
Lineage: Eukaryota; Fungi; Ascomycota; Pichiomycetes; Serinales; Debaryomycetaceae
Source: the annotation of a GenBank genome assembly